This is a messenger RNA of Salvelinus sp. IW2-2015, 528 nucleotides long. Its product is annotated as eukaryotic translation initiation factor 1b-like. Gene Ontology annotation, cellular component: eukaryotic 43S preinitiation complex. NCBI's taxonomy places the organism in Eukaryota, Metazoa, Chordata, Actinopteri, Salmoniformes, Salmonidae. Gene Ontology annotation, biological process: translational initiation. Gene Ontology annotation, molecular function: ribosomal small subunit binding; translation initiation factor activity; RNA binding. The record is from RefSeq and is a predicted model, not a curated record.
AAAGCCGGUCAGCCGACUAAAGCUUCGUCCCGGUGUAAAGGAAGAUUCAAAGAAAAACAGAAAUUGGGCAGAACCGUCGAUCGCUAGCCAGUUAUUAUCCGAAAGGAAAGUCAAUCUUAUCGUAUGUCCGCUAUCCAGAACCUCCAAACUUUCGACCCAUUUGCUGAUGCAACUAAGGGUAAUGACAGGCUCCCAUCUGGGACUGACGACUACAUCCACAUAAGAAUCCAGCAGCGUAACGGCAGGAAGACUCUGACCACGGUCCAGGGCAUAGCCGUCGACUAUGAUAAGAAGAAGCUAGUCAAGGCCUUUAAGAAGAAAUUUGCCUGCAAUGGGACAGUGAUUGAGCACCCAGAGUAUGGGGAAGUGAUACAGCUGCAAGGUGACCAGCGCAAGAAUAUCUGCACGUUUCUGAUUGAGAUUGGCCUGGCGAAAGAGGAGCAGCUCAAGGUCCACGGAUUCUAAAAGCUCUCAGCAGCCUCAGCUCCACUGGUCCUGAUACACUACAUGGCCAAAAGUAUGUGGACA